CUACCAGGGUAUGGAGCAUGGGGUACAGUCAGCUACAAAACAUAUCAUCGCGUACGAUACGUGUGACCGUGGGCCCCACCUUUCAUCCCCUGCAUAUCCUUCCUUGUUCAAUUCUCUAUCCAAACCAUUUGCGUCCUCUUCUUUCUCACUCUGUUUUUAUUUGCAUCUUUUAACUUCUGCUUCAUUCUCAUUCAUUGCAACUACAGAAGUAACCCUAAUAGUCUAUCUGUUACACAAUGAGCAGUGUGAAGAAGAGGACACGUGUCGGUAAUUACGAAAUCGGCAAGACGUUAGGUGAAGGAAGCUUCGCCAAAGUUAAGUUCGCGCGAAAUCUCGUUACCGGUGAACCCGUUGCCAUUAAGAUUAUUGAUCGUGAUCGUAUUCUGAAACAUAAGAUGGUUGAACAGAUGAAACGAGAAAUAUCGACAAUGAAGUUGAUUAAGCAUCCGAAUGUUUUGAAUCUGUAUGAGGUUAUGGCAAGCAAAACAAAGAUCUAUAUCGUUCUCGAGUAUGUUGAUGGAGGGGAGCUUUUUGACCAAAUAGCAAAACAUGGGAGGCUUCAAGAAGAUGAAGCUCGGAGAUACUUUCAGCAACUAAUUAAUGCUGUUGAUUACUGUCAUAGUAGAGGCGUGUAUCACCGAGAUCUCAAGCCUGAAAAUCUACUCUUGGACUCGUAUGGUGUUCUAAAAGUUUCAGACUUUGGAUUAUCUCAGCAAGUGGAAAAUGGGAUGUUACAUACGGCCUGUGGGACGCCAAAUUAUGUUGCUCCUGAGGUGCUCACUCUACAGAAAUAUAAUGGUGCAGCCUCUGAUAUAUGGUCAUGUGGAGUUAUCCUUUUUGUCCUUAUGGCAGGAUACUUACCAUUUGAUGAAGCAAACCUCAUGGGUUUGUAUAGGAAAAUUGAGAAGGCUGACUAUAGAUGCCCACCAUGGUUUUCAUCUGGUGCAAAGAAACUGUUGGCACGAAUUCUUGAUCCGAACCCCAACACCAGAAUAACUAUUCCUGAAAUCUUGGGAAAUGAGUGGUUCAAGAAAGGGUAUAAACCCCCACAUUUUGAGCAGGAUGGGGAUGUGAAUCUUGAUGAUGUUGAUGCUGUUUUCAAUGAAUCAAAGGAACAUCUUGUUACAGAAAAGAAAGAGAAACCUGAAUCCAUGAACGCGUUUGAGUUGAUAUCUCGGUCACAAAGUUUCAGUUUAGAAAAUAUGUUUGAGAAGCAGAAGGGUCUUGUAAAGAGAGAAACAAGUUUUGCUUCAAAGUGUCCUGCUAAUGAGAUCAUGUCUAAAAUUGAGGAAGCUGCAAAACCCAUGGGUUUCAAUGUUCACAAACGAAAUUACAAGAUGAAAUUACAAGGCGACAAGACCGGAAGAAAGGGCCACCUUGCCGUGGCUACAGAGGUUUUUGAAGUGGCCCCCUCACUGCACAUGGUGGAGCUUAGGAAAACUGGGGGUGACACAUUGGAGUUUCACAAUUUCUACAAGAACUUUUCAUCAGGAUUGAAGGAUAUAGUUUGGACCACCGAAUCAAAUACAGAUGACAACAGAAGGAAAGGGUGAAAAGGGCAAUUGUUUACAAGUGGUAAUCAUUCAGGCUGAAGAUUUGGUGAUUCGUGACAUAAUUUGAGCGACACCCUCAACUCCCCUCUGUGUAUUAUUCGUGGUAUAUCGGUUUACUAACAGAAGUUGCAAUCUUUUUUGUGUUGUAACCUGAAUUAUAUGCCAUCUGUAUGUUUAAGAACCGAAUGAAGCAUGCUUGAGUUAUGAAUUCAUCCUGAAAUUUAUGUUAUA
Helianthus annuus (common sunflower) is the source of this 1784-nucleotide messenger RNA. Its product is annotated as CBL-interacting serine/threonine-protein kinase 9. The record is from RefSeq and is a predicted model, not a curated record. The transcript has 14 exons. Gene Ontology annotation, biological process: protein phosphorylation; signal transduction. Lineage: Eukaryota; Viridiplantae; Streptophyta; Magnoliopsida; Asterales; Asteraceae. Gene Ontology annotation, molecular function: ATP binding; protein kinase activity. The coding region runs from base 237 to 1553 and encodes 438 amino acids.